GAAUGCCCGCCAUAAUCCCAGUAGCCUGUGCUAUCACUAUUGAGCGUUCUCUCUCCUCCCAUUCCCCCCAAUACUGUAAUGGCGUCUCGCUAAGGCGGUGGGUGGUCGGCUGUUAUGUGAAUUUGACAGUGUUAUAUUUUGUUAUAGAUAUCACUAUCUAAUGUGCUAUUCUCACGUAAACAACAAUCUCGAAAAAAGUCAACAAUCUCGAGCUUUCGGCCGCAAGUGAGCGAAUCUCGAUGCAAUUAAGUUGUGACAGGUCAAUUAUGGUAUGGCAUAUCUUGUUUUUCACAUGUUACGACUAAAAUGAGCUUUAAACCAGCACGGAAAUAUAUUUUCUUGAUCUCAGAUAUUCAGAUUAUUCAAAUGACUAUUUAUCGUCAACGUUAUGACACAUAGGAGUUGAUACAAGUCCACCGACAUGGCUCGAAAAGCUGAUACAGUUCGUACAAUUAAUGUGGCCGUUGUGGGCCUCUCCGGCAUGGAAAAAGACAAAGGCCAUGCAGGAGUCGGAAAAUCAUGUUUGUGUAACCGCUUCAUGCGAUCUCACGCGGAUGAUUACAAUGUCGACCACAUUUCUGUGCUAAGUCAGACGGACUUCAGCGGCCGAGUUGUCAAUAAUGAUCAUUUUUUAUAUUGGGGAGAGGUGAUCAAAACAUCAGAAGAAGGCAUCGAUUACCAGUUUAGCGUAAUAGAACAAACGGAAUUUAUAGACGAUGCAUCUUUCCAACCUUUCAAAGGUGGUAAGAUGGAGCCGUAUAUAAAGCGAUGCGCGGCAACUAAGAUCACCUCCGCCGAGAAACUCAUGUACAUCUGUAAAAACCAGCUAGGUAUAGAGAAAGAAUACGAACAAAAAGUCUUGCCUGAUGGAAAACUAAACAUAGACGGUUUUAUCUGUGUUUUCGAUGUCAGUAUUGUGCCAAGCAGAUCUUUAGAAAAACAAGUAGAAAUAGUAGCAGCGAUAUUAAAUAAUUUAGUUAAAACAAAAAAACCGAUUGUAUUUGUCACUACUAAGAACGAUGACGCUAACGAGUUGUUCGUACGGGAGGCCGAUAAGUUAUUGCAGAGAAAAGAAUACAAAGGUGCUAUACCGUUGGUGGAAACGUCAGCGCACGAUAACGUCAACGUCGACUUAGCAUUUAUGUUACUGGCACAAAUUAUCGAUAGAAGUAAAGUUAGAGCGAAAGUUAUAUCAUACACCGAGGCUGCCAGAGCAAGGAAGGAGUUGAUGGACGUGGCCAGCGAGGCCUUCAUGAGGUUGAUCAGGCUACAUGUGACGGAUUGUCGGGCGCUGUGGUCGCACACCGUCAAAAAGUUGAAUUCGCAUAAAGAGUGGAUUUAUUUCGUUCAGUUAUUCGGGUUGGAUGGAACGCAGAGGCUAUUCAGGAGGCACAUUAAAAAGCUGAAGGACGAGCAACUCGCCAAGCGGAUUGCACACUACAUGGAAAUGUUGCCUGACGUCUUGCAUGAACUAGUCCCUGAUAUCAAUACUUUAACCGAUAGUGAUUGGCCAUCUAUCCAGCAGUACCUGAAAACGCACCCAGACUUUAGCCAAUAUUUUUAUGAAUGCCCAGAAGAUAUGCCAUGGACUGAGUGCGAACUAGAGUCUGAUAAUGAAGAAACUCGGAUUCCGUUUGACGUUUUAGAAAUAAGCGAUGCCGAAACUGUCUUCAAAAACCACAUAAAUGUCCUGCAACAGGAGCAAAAACGUUUAGAGAUGCCAAAGAGGUGGAAGAAGCAGUUUAAGCAACUCUUAGAAGAUACAGGUUAUGUUACUCCCGGUAAACAUUUGUCAGAGGUUAGGGUCUUGUUCAUGGGGAGAGAAUGUUUUGAGGCUCUUUCUGAGCACGACUGUCAACAGAUCUAUGAUGCACACCAAAGGGAGCUCAUAGAAAACGCCAAACACAAUUUUCAGGAACUUCUUCUGGAACACGCCGAUUUGUUCUAUCAUUUUAAAAGUAUUGCACCAACAGGAACAAUAACUCAAGAUGAUAUUAAAGAGAUUAUUGAUGUUUUACAAGACGACUUUAGAUAUAAGAUGUUGGAUCGUUUGGAUCAAGAUAGAAAAGUUAUGCUAUUUCAGCACUUAGGUUUUAUUCAUUGUCCAAUUAGAGAGCACUGUCCCGCUUUUCCAAAUUGUAUGGAUGCCCUUAUAGAAAGAAUAUUAGCAACAAAGGCACAUAGACCUUCUUCUUGGAACCACAGCAACCAGUGGUUAAUAAGUUCAGACAAUAAUCAGCUUCAUCUACUCAUUCUUGGAGCAGACAACUUGGCUGAGAAUUUGGCAGCUAAAAUUAGAGCUCAAUGUGAGGACGAUGAAUACGAAAUAGACUGUCAGUUUUACAGUUUGGAUUAUAGAAUUAUAAAUGGAGAUGUUAGUUUGCCUCAUAAUUCGUUUAGAACCGCGGAUUUUGUACCACACGGAAGUUUUUGUGUAUAUUCUAAUGCAGAAUCGUUCGAAUAUAUUCGAGAAAGUUUAGAAAAGACAUUGUUAUCUAAUUUAGAACAGGAAGACAAACUUCCAUUCCAAGGCUUACCUAUCGUUUUAAUGUUUUUACAAGACUCGUAUAUUGAAGAAAAAGAUGUGAUAAAAUUAAGAGAAGAAGGCCAAAGCUUAGCUGAUAGUUUACAGUGUCCUUUCAUGGAUGUUUGUCUCGACCAAAUAUCUGAAGAACAGUUAGUUUCUGAUGCAUUACACCAACUCGUUCAGAGCAUCCACCAUAGGGCAGGUUUUUUAAAUAUUUAUCAAUCCGUAAUUGAGUGUGUGGAACCUGAUAUUAGAAUUAUUAUGUGUACGUUCUGCGGUGAUUCAUACUCAAUAGAAAACGUUCUAGCGCCGCUCUUAUCACACCAAUGUUGCUUUUUAUCGGCCGAAAGAAGUAUUAUCUUAGAAACAUUUCUGGGCGACUCGAAACGAAAAGUCGAAGUAAUAGUUUCAUCAUUCCAUGGGGCGAAUGCAUUCCGCGAUGAACUCGUUCACGGUUUCAUUUUAGUCUAUUCCACGAAGAGAAAAGCGUCGUUAGCCACAUUAAACGCAUUUUCCAUGAAUAUUCCGAAUCUACCAAUCCAAAUUUUGGCAGUUACUGAUUCGGGCGGAGCAAACGCAUUCUUUAAUAAUGACUUAAGUCAUCUAUUGAUUACUGAAGGGAAUGCAACCGCGGAUAGAUUACAUGCGCAUUUUAUGACGACUUCAUCAUCGAGUCAACAGAAAACUGCCUUUUUUACGCCAUUUUUCAAAGAAGUGUGGGAGAAGAAGCCGGAAAUUGAACAAGCAUUCCAUAUGGAGGAACCUUCGGGUUUAGAUGAUAGCGGCGAGGGUACCCUCGAACACCCUCGAUCUCAGCGCCAUGGGCAUCCAUUGCCGCCACCUAGACACGAAAGUUAUCAGCUGAAACUGAACGAUGGCAGCGGGAGUGAAAAUUAUGAAUUGAACGGCCCCGACGAAAGGCUGAGUUCCAGUGAUCAUAGUGAUAAGUAUUCUCACAUUUACAUGUACGGAAACGAAAACGGUGAUAUAACGUCGAAAAAACGCUUGUUACAUCAAGGCUUCCAGGUGUAUCCCCCACCAACAACGCCCCCGGAACCAGCACCCCCUGAUCACCCUUUAAUUUCUCGCAUUCCCAAGAGGGGUCCAAUGUUGUCGGCGUCGCAGACAAGCCUAGACGAGAUUACAUCCGACAUUAGCGGAUCAAGAGAGUCACUAGCAACUCAUGAUUCAGAUGGUGAGGGGGAUCAGCCAGUUUCGAUUUCCGGUAGCGCUUGGAACAGUUAUGGGCAGCAUGCUUUUACUACGGGAAGACGACACGUCACUGUGUCGGAAUCGAGGCCUAAAGGCAUCUCGCAAACGUUGAAACAACCGGGCAAACUCAACUUGAAAAAUUAUUCAGUUGUGACGGAAGCUAUAGCAAGGAUGAACGUAAGUGGCAAAGAUAUACGCAAUACUAAUUUUGGAAAUGCUCCUUUAGCCACACCAGAGGUAGUUGAUUUAGGAUGUGAAUAUGCGCAGGUCAAAGAUAUGGUUCACAACAUGUACCCUCCAGAUGCUGAAUACAUGUACACACUAGUACAGGAUGCAGUUAGUGGAAAAUCAAAGCUGAGGCAGCGCCGGGAGAAAGGCCAACCAUCGUAUUCUGAUACAGAUAGUGAGUGGAGUAGUCUAGAGCGGAGGCAGCGGGCGAGCGAGGUCUACUCCAAAGUUAACCGAAAAUCUGGAACACACAAAAGACAGCGCAAAAAGCGCACUGCGAUUCCAGUACAGCCCCCGAGAGUGCCGCAGCUUGGUGGCUUUACCCUACCUUCGGUACAUUCAACACCACACGUAGAACUAGACGCCGACAAGGCCAACGUUGGAAGCGAAUCAAAUUCCGACUCGUCGGAAGGGAGCGAUGCCGAGCAAGCACGAACGGGAACUACAGACAGCCGCAAUAGAUUCUCCCAAAAGCGAUCUUUCAGCUUGAAGAAACGCGUUCCAGUAUCAGAUAUGCAUAACACUCACAAUUUAAACAUACAAUUACAUUCGCCAGAUUUAUUUUCUAUAAAACCCAAUUCUUACGGUAUUAUACACGAUGAUGAAUCUAGUUUGGAUGUCUCAUCGCCUAGAGACAAUAAUUCGCCAAUGUUCGGGGUGUUGCCAAAAAUGAAGGAAUCCGACCGAGAGAAGCUUCUCAGAAAAAGGGAGAAACAAAAGGCUAAAGAUGAUUCCAAGAUUGAGAAGCAACGGCGGCUGAAAGAAGAAAAGUUGCGAAAGGUCGCAGACAAGGAGAAAGAAAGAGAUAAGAAAAAACAGCAAAAGAUCAAACAGAAAGCCGUAUCUUUGGGUUCGGCGCCUUCAAAAUUAUCAGAUUUUAUUCAAAACGAAAGUAAUUUUAUACCGAUUUUCUUGGAGAAGUGUGUCAAAUUUAUCGAGAGCGAGGGGUUAGAAUCUGAGGGUAUAUACAGAGUGCCGGGAAAUCGAGCACAUGUAGAUUUGCUUUUCCAGAAGUUCGACGAAGAUCCAAACGUUGAUAUUCAUGAGCUCGACAUCCCCGUGAACGCUGUCGCUACCGCUUUAAAAGACUUCGUAUCAAAAAGAUUGCCGCCAUUAUUUGAAGAGGACGUCAUGUCGGAGUUGGAGGAUAUUGCAGUUCCAGGAACAAGAAUGAAGCCGAUGGCGACAACCACGGGGAAUGUUGAGGUUAAAACUGACAGAAGUUGUCGUUUGCUUGCGUUGCGCAGUAUGCUGGAAAAGUUACCCAAGGUUAAUUUCCAAGUGUUAAAGUUUGUGUUUCAACAUUUUGUGAAGGUGGCCGAGAAUUCAAAAUUGAACAAUAUGGAUAGUAAGAACUUGGCAAUAUGCUGGUGGCCGACGUUGUUGCCCAUAGAGUUUAGCGAUAUGGGGCGGUUCGAGCAGAUGAGGCCAUAUUUGGAAGAUAUUGUACAAACGAUGAUAAAUCAAUACCCAUUCCUGUUUUGUGGCAAAGAGGCUUUUGUAAUGGUUUAGUAAUAUAAUAACAUGCCAAAAACGCACAAUUUGCUGUAGUAAUCUAAUUUUCUGGCAUUCCAUCAUUUGUUGUUAUAUUUGGAGAGGCCUUGAUUUUGUAAUUAAUGUAUUUGCAGUAGAGAUGUGUCAAAAAAUUAUUUUAAGAUGUUACUACUAGUACAUUUAGAAUUUAAAAUGACUAAACUUUUUGAUCCAAAGAUGUUAAUAAUUACUGUGUGAUACCUUAUUAAUAAUUUUUGUGACACCAGUGGUGAUUUGUAUUUUUACAAUUAUCGUAGUGACGUUUCAUUGAAAAAGUAGCUGUAUGGAAAAUUUUAUAAAAUUAGUAUGUGAGGAAUUGAGCAAGUGCUUGUGUGUAAGCCUUUAUUUAUCGAUCUGUGUUUAAUGUAAUUCCCCACGUUCAGUUAUUAAUGUCUUUUCUAGGGUAGUAAGUGUUACAUCCGUUCAAAAAUUUGUUGCCCUCCUAAUAUCAACGAGAUUGUGGCAAUGGCUACUGUGUCCAUUACUCAGAUAAUAUUAAUGUUCCUAUUAUCAUUGUAUUAUUUUUAUGAUAGUAUUGAACUUGUAUUAUACAGUAACUUGGGUAUUGAGGAGUUUCAAACAGCUUUACUAAUUGACUAUAAUUGGAUUAGUACAAUAUAAAUAUUGUCCAGAAUGUGUGUGAAACUGAGUCUGAAAUUCGUGUGAUGCGCUGCAUGACAAAUUGGGGUGUGCCAAGCUAAUUUCUAGUCUGGAUGUUGAUGGCCUAUGCCACCCUGCACUCGAUUUUUUAUUUUGUUUAGCUAAUCUCAUUCAAGUGAUAUUUUACGUUGUAAUUUAUAAAGUAUUUUAUUUGAUAUUCGAUUGAUAUUUUAAUUGUAUGUAUAUCUAUGCAAUAUGAAGUAUUGUGCAAUUCAAGAAAAAUGUUUGUAUACAAUAGGAAUUGAACAACAGAUCGGUUCGGCAGACACUUUAGCCGGAUCGAACAUAGUUUUUAAGCUUUCAUUCGCUUAACGGCUUGUGGGUCUUGGUGUUGUAUAUAUCAUUCACCAUUUACUUUAUUUUGCAUUUACUAAGACCCAUGAAUUGUGAAGAUAUGUUUCUUAGGCUCUAAAUAAUUUCAAUGUACCAUAUGUGGAUAUAUCGUAGAUUACGUUUCUGGGCUGUAUCAUGCAGUAAUGGCCCCAUUAAGGGUUAAACUCUGUUUUUGUAACGAAAGAUUUGUAUCAAUAUUUAUCAACUGCCUAAUAAUAAUUGUAUGCUAGAAUAAAUGUUUUUUAUUAUCGUA
Molecule: messenger RNA, 6746 nt
Organism: Zophobas morio
Lineage: Eukaryota; Metazoa; Arthropoda; Insecta; Coleoptera; Tenebrionidae
Gene: RhoGAPp190
Product: rho GTPase-activating protein 190
Exons: 27
Coding region: 422-5479 (1685 amino acids)
Biological process (GO): regulation of axonogenesis; regulation of cell size; Rho protein signal transduction
Cellular component (GO): cytosol
Molecular function (GO): GTPase activity; GTP binding; GTPase activator activity
Source: RefSeq, a predicted model, not a curated record